CGUUUACACUCUUGCUUUCACUCCUCCAGCACCAACUCGUCGACACCUCGCCGUCGACCUCAUCAUCAUCCAACAACAACACUCGCACCCCCCACCCAACUCAACAACAGCAGCAUGUCUGGCCGUGGCAAAGGUGGCAAGGGUCUCGGAAAGGGCGGAGCCAAGCGUCACCGCAAGAUUCUCCGCGACAACAUUCAAGGUAUCACUAAGCCCGCUAUCCGUCGUCUCGCCCGUCGUGGAGGAGUGAAGCGUAUCUCUGGUCUUAUUUACGAAGAGACUCGCGGUGUCCUCAAAAUCUUCCUCGAGAACGUCAUCCGCGACUCGGUCACCUAUACUGAGCAUGCCAAACGCAAAACGGUCACGGCGCUCGACGUUGUAUACGCUCUGAAGCGCUCCGGUCGUACCCUUUACGGUUUCGGGGCUUAA
Mycena indigotica is the source of this 426-nucleotide messenger RNA. Its product is annotated as Histone H4. The record is from RefSeq and is a predicted model, not a curated record. Gene Ontology annotation, biological process: nucleosome assembly. Gene Ontology annotation, cellular component: nucleosome. The transcript has 4 exons. The coding region runs from base 115 to 426 and encodes 103 amino acids. Gene Ontology annotation, molecular function: DNA binding; protein heterodimerization activity; structural constituent of chromatin. Lineage: Eukaryota; Fungi; Basidiomycota; Agaricomycetes; Agaricales; Mycenaceae.